UCAGUAGACGCAGACAGUGUGGGAUUCAGCUGCAGCCCUCACUACCUCCAUUCACUUCUGCACAGUUAUUUCUCUGUGCUUGAAAGUACCCUUACCAAACUCUAUCUUCUUCUAAGAUGUUAUCACUUUGGGUUGCUCUUCUCGUCACGUCAUGUCUUCUUCUCCCUUCUGAGUCUGAGCCUGGCACACAAAAGAAACAGAGAUCGCUGCGACAAAAGGACCUGGACAUCAUAGAAAGAUACAAUGGAUUAUGUAUGCAAGGCAGCAUGGGUCCUCCUGGCCGAGACGGCACUCCAGGAGUGAAUGGCAUCCCAGGAACACCAGGAAUUCCGGGACGUGAUGGGAUUAAAGGAGAAAAGGGAGAAUGUAUGAGAGAGAGUGUAGAAGAGUCCUGGACACCCAACUUUAAGCAAUGUGCCUGGAGUGCUCUCAACUAUGGCAUUGAUCUGGGGAAAAUUGCAGAAUGUACAUUCACGAAGAUGCGCUCUCACAGUGCUUUGAGGGUCGUGUUCAGUGGCUCCCUGCGCCUUAAGUGUAAGACUGCCUGCUGCCAGCGCUGGUACUUCACCUUUAAUGGGGCUGAGUGUGCUGGCCCCUUACCCAUCGAGGCCAUUAUCUAUCUGGAUCAAGGCAGUGCAGAGAUCAACUCUACAAUAAAUAUCCACCGGACCUCAACAGUGGAAGGACUGUGUGAAGGGAUCAACGCAGGACUGGUUGACAUCGCCGUCUGGGUGGGCACCUGUUCAGACUACCCAAGAGGAGACGCCUCAACAGGAUGGAACUCUGUGUCCCGGAUCAUCAUUGAGGAGCUGCCUAAAUAAAAUGAAAAAAAGUCAAAAACCACCAUAUUUCAUGUUAGAAUACUGAAAUUGCACAUUAUCUUUUCUAGGUUUGGGAAUUCUUACCUCUUGGGGAGGGGUCUGGAUGAGCUUCUACGUACUGUACAAAUACGAUGAUACGGUGCUCACAUCAUGUUACUACAGCUAAUAAACCUGUUGUCUGAGCUGGCUUCUAGUAAAUUGCAGGACAAUUGACAUUAUCAGCUCUUCUUUAUGAUCUCACUAUGGAAUCCUUGCAUCUUGUACCUUUUAUAGUCAAUCUGUGAUGGUUGGAUUUUUUUUCUU
This is a messenger RNA of Bufo bufo (common toad), 1124 nucleotides long. RefSeq names its product collagen triple helix repeat containing 1 (gene CTHRC1). The transcript is spliced from 4 exons. The record is from RefSeq and is a predicted model, not a curated record. Lineage: Eukaryota; Metazoa; Chordata; Amphibia; Anura; Bufonidae. The coding region runs from base 117 to 821 and encodes 234 amino acids.